CGAGCGUUGAGGAGAACGGGUCGUGAGGGAAGUCGAUGCUUGGUGACUGUUGACAGCGGCGACCGUCACGCAACUGCUUCUAGCGAGAGAGAUAUAACGCUAUUUAAUACUAUUAUAAUAGUGCAUAAUGAGUUCAAUCGGCACAGGGUAUGAUCUCUCAGCUUCGCAGUUUUCACCAGAUGGACGUGUAUUUCAAGUUGAAUAUGCCCAAAAGGCAGUAGAAAAUAGUGGGACAUCAGUUGGUCUGAGGUGCAAGGAUGGAGUUGUUUUUGCAGUAGAGAAAAUCAUUACAUCAAAGCUUUAUGAACAUGGAGCCAACAAGCGCAUAUUUACAGUUGACACACAUGCUGGCAUGGCUUGUGCUGGACUAUUAGCAGAUGCCCGUGCCAUUGUAGAUGUAGCAAGAAUUGAAGCAUCAAACUACAGAGCUGAGUAUGGAAUGCCUAUCCCUUGCAAGCUCCUAGCAGAACGUGUCAGUACCUACCUCCAUGCCUACACUCUGUACUCUGCAGUGAGACCUUAUGGCUGCUCCGUCAUGAUUGGGGCCUUUGAUCAUGAUGGCCCUCAGCUUUACCUCAUUGACCCAUCUGGCAUGUGUAAUGGAUACUAUGGUUGUGCAGUUGGCAAAGCAAAACAAAAUGCAAAAACUGAAAUUGAGAAACUAAAAUUAAGAGAUCUGACAUGCCGGGAGCUUAUCAAGGAAGCUGCAAAAAUCAUUUACCUUGUCCAUGAUGAAGUAAAGGACAGGCAUUUUGAGAUGGAGCUCUCCUGGGUUUGUAAUGAAUCUGGAGGUCUUCACCAGCUAGUCCCAGACGCUGUAUACAAGGAGGCAGAACGCUAUGCCAAAGCUGCUCUGGAGGAGGAUUCCUCUGAUGAAGAUGAGGAGAUGUAAAGCCUCUGUAUAAAGGAUAUUCAUAUACUGUAUCCUGCAUUUCCCAGCUGAACUGUUAACAUUUCAGAAACACUUUGUCAAUGUUAUUAAUGCAGGGUUUUCUUAUCAAGAUUCAGGAAUAUGGUACUAAUGUUUUUGUUAGGGGAGGGGGGGGGGAAAUGUUGAAAUGGUAAUUUUUACAUUGGUGUAUAUCAAAAUUUUCAUUUUUCUUUUUUUCUGAAUUGAAAAUCAUUUACACUAGGUAGAUGAAAUAUGGGUUAUGUUUACAGUACAUCUUGAAUUUGUGAUUGUGAAGGUUACUAAAAUAAAUAAAUCGUCUUGUA
Messenger RNA from Procambarus clarkii (red swamp crayfish), 1215 nucleotides. RefSeq names its product proteasome alpha7 subunit (gene Prosalpha7). Lineage: Eukaryota; Metazoa; Arthropoda; Malacostraca; Decapoda; Cambaridae. Gene Ontology annotation, cellular component: synapse; proteasome core complex; proteasome core complex, alpha-subunit complex. Gene Ontology annotation, biological process: proteasomal protein catabolic process; ubiquitin-dependent protein catabolic process. The record is from RefSeq and is a predicted model, not a curated record.